Molecule: messenger RNA, 1701 nt
Organism: Strigops habroptila (Kakapo)
Lineage: Eukaryota; Metazoa; Chordata; Aves; Psittaciformes; Psittacidae
Product: keratin, type II cytoskeletal 6C-like
Exons: 9
Coding region: 1-1701 (566 amino acids)
Biological process (GO): keratinization; intermediate filament organization
Cellular component (GO): keratin filament
Molecular function (GO): structural constituent of skin epidermis
Source: RefSeq, a predicted model, not a curated record
AUGUCUCGGCAGUCAACCUGCAGAAGCUUUGGAGGCGGAAGCAAAAGGGGAUUCAGCUCUUGCUCUGCCAUCGGUGGUGGCUUUGGAGGAUGUGGGGGCAGAAGCAGGAUCAGCUAUAGCUCAUUCUCCACAUCCAGGGGAUUUGGAGGCAAUGGACGUUGUGCAGGUUUUAGCAGCAGGAGCCUCCAUAACAUGGGUGGCAACGGAAGGAUUUCCAUGGGUGGCCCUUUUGGCGGUGGAUAUGGAUGUAGAAUUGGUGGCUUUGGUGGAGGCUUUGGAGGAGGAUUUGGCAGCAUUGGAGGAGGUGUCAUUGGUGGAGGAAUAGGUGGCUUUGGUGGUCCUGUGAGAGGUGGUCCUGGGUUUCCUGGAGGCAUCCAGCCGGUGCAGGUUGACCCAACCCUCCUGCGGCCAGUCCAUGUCGAUAUUGACCCUCAGAUCCAACAAGUGAAGUGCCAGGAGAAGGAGCAGAUCAAGACUCUUAACAAUCAGUUUGCCUCUUUCAUUGACAAGGUCCGCUUCCUGGAGCAACAGAACAAGGUCCUGGCCACCAAGUGGGAGCUGCUCCAGCAGCAAGGGCCUAUGGGCCCAAGGAAGAACCUCGAUGUCAUCUUUGAAAACUACAUCCAGAACCUGAGGAGGAGGCUGGAGACUCUCCUGGGACAGAGGGGGCAGCUCGAGUCGGAGCUGCAGAACAUGCGGCAAUACGUGGAGGAGUACAAAACCAAGUAUGAAGAAGAAAUCAACAGGCGCACUGCUGCUGAGAAUGAGUUCGUGGUGCUCAAGAAGGAUGUGGACUGUGCCUACAUGACCAAAGUAGAGUUGGAAGCCAAAGUGGGAGCUCUGACAGAUGAAAUCAACUUCCUGAGGUGCAUCUACGAGGAGGAGCUGGCUCAGAUGCAGACCAUCAGCCGGGACCUGUCCGUGGUGGUGUCCAUGGACAACAACCGCCAUCUGGACCUGGACAGCAUCAUUGAGGAGGUCAGGCGCCAGUACGAGCAGAUCGCCCAGAACAGCAGAGCUGAAGCUGAGGCUUGGUACCAGAGCAGGUAUGAAGAGCUGCAGAACACUGCUGGAAGGCAUGGGGACAGCCUCCGCAACACCAAGAUUGAGAUCCAAGAGCUCACCAGGAAUGUGCAGAGGCUUCGCGCUGAGAUUGAGAACGUCAAGAAGCAGAACCAUCAGCUGCAAUCAGCUAUUGCUGAGGCUGAGGAGCGGGGUGAGAUGGCCCUGAAGGAUGCCAGGAGGAAACUGGAAGAGCUGGAGUGUGCUCUGAGCAAAGACAAAGAGGAGCUGGCUCGCUUGCUGAAGGAGUACCAGGAGCUGCUCAAUAUCAAGAUUGCACUGGACGUUGAGAUUGCCAUGUAUAGGAAGCUGCUGGAGGGAGAGGAGAACAGGCUCUGUUUCGAUAACCCGUCCAACGUCAAUGUCUCUGUGGUAGGCAGAGGCUCCUUGGCUGGAGGCAGACCCUGUGGCUUUGGCCCCAGCAAUGGCAUGGGAGGAGGAGUGUGUGUGGUCGGAGGAGGAAACAUCAUCGGAGGCAACUGUGGCAUGGGAGGAGCAAUACUGACCAGCGGCUUCUCCUCUGGAAGCGGGAGGAUGUGCAGCCCCGGAGGUGGCAACUUCAUGGCCGGGGGUGGAUCUUCCUCAGUGCGGAGAUGUGUCACCACCACAACGGUCAAAUCUUCAGGUGUAAAAUACUGA